AUGAUCAGUCAGAACACUAUUUCUGCGACAGGGACACGUAAAAUCCGCCCCAAAAACGUUGUCUUCAACCUUAUAUACUACAUUCCUCGAUUCCACCAAGGAGCUACGCCAACUCUCCCAAAAGCUACCAUCACCAACACCACAAACCAGCUCAUGGAAGCCCUUUGUGGAAACAAAAAAAAAAAGAAAAGGCCCGUUUCUGCGUCUACCUCGAACGGCACAGCCAGUUCCUCGGUGAAGGCACUAUAUGACUUGCAUAUUUCUACUGUUUCUAAACGCUCCUUUCUCCCCAACUUCCACCUGGCAUUCUCUGCCUCUGUCUACACCCCUUCCUCCCCGUAG
Messenger RNA from Phycomyces blakesleeanus NRRL 1555(-), 342 nucleotides. RefSeq lists its product as hypothetical. NCBI's taxonomy places the organism in Eukaryota, Fungi, Mucoromycota, Mucoromycetes, Mucorales, Phycomycetaceae. The record is from RefSeq and is a predicted model, not a curated record. The transcript is spliced from 3 exons. Bases 1 to 342 code for a protein of 113 amino acids.